Molecule: messenger RNA, 780 nt
Organism: Fomitiporia mediterranea MF3/22
Lineage: Eukaryota; Fungi; Basidiomycota; Agaricomycetes; Hymenochaetales; Hymenochaetaceae
Product: Calcipressin
Exons: 2
Coding region: 1-780 (259 amino acids)
Biological process (GO): calcium-mediated signaling
Cellular component (GO): nucleus; cytoplasm
Molecular function (GO): nucleic acid binding; calcium-dependent protein serine/threonine phosphatase regulator activity
Source: RefSeq, a predicted model, not a curated record
AUGACAUUUGAGACUUCAAGUCCAGUCAUUUCUGUCCCGUCGACGCCACCCCUCUCGACAUCGGCAUCGACUUCAUCACGUACAAACUCUCUUGUCGUCGCAAGCCUACCCGUUGCGUUCUUCCACCCCACUGUGCUUGACGCCUUGCGCAGUUAUUUCGCCUCAUUCGGCGAGAUAUAUGCAUGGGCUCCUAUUCGUUCUUUCGCGCGUGUCAUCCUUGUUUACUAUAGUGAGGAUGACGCAGAGAAUGCGAAAGCGGGAGCGAACGGUGUCAGACUAGAGGCUACUUCUGCGAGCCCAGAAACUGUUCUACAUGUGUACCGAGCAGACCCUACCCCCAUCCAUCCUCUUUCCGGGUCAUCUUCCCCUACCUCCAAGACCAAAUUUUCUCCGUACCAUCUCAGACCACCCACUGUCGAACGAAACUUCCUGAUCUCUCCACCUGGCUCCCCUCCUGUCGGUUGGGAGCCAAUCCGAGAAGAGCCUCCCAACAACACACCUCUCGCGGAGGAUCUCAUCUUUGCCCUGUGCCGACUUCAGUUCUCACAAGAGAUCGAAGAGCGACCCGGGUCUGCGGGCGUUUCGGUCUUGAUCGAACCUGAGGAAGGACCGGGCGUUGGUGUAUAUGUCGAGGACUGUGGCGAUCCUGACGUUGAUUCGGACGUAUCGGACAGUGAUUCGCCAUCGCAGGAAGAAGGAUGGUUCUACGGCCAGCCAAUUGGUGGGAGACGAUUCGCACCUGCCCCGACUAUGCGACCACCUAUGCCGACUUCUGCUUAA